This is a messenger RNA of Paramecium octaurelia, 561 nucleotides long. The record is from the annotation of a GenBank genome assembly. Lineage: Eukaryota; Ciliophora; Oligohymenophorea; Peniculida; Parameciidae.
AUGACUAUUUUUCAUAGAUAGUUAACGAUAUAUAUGAACUUAGAAGUACAAUUAAUUAUUUGGAAAUUAUAAAGAAUCAUCAAUUUGAAAAUCUCACUUAAACACCAUUAUAGUUAGAAAUAUUUGUUUUAAAAUUGCCCACAUUACGAACAGCAUUCAAAGAUAUAUAUUUUAAAGAAUAACCAAAAAAUAUCCUAUUCAAGGUCUAAGCAGAAAUAUUCAAUCGAUAUUCAUAAUCGCUUAAUGUUCCAUCUUUAAUGUAAAUAUAAAUAGAUCCUGAAAUUGAAGGUGUUGAGAAAAUGUUAUAAGUAUUGGAUUAAUAAAACUUUUUUUUUAAAAAUGUCAUACUUCAAUUUACUAAGUGGUGAUGUUAGAGGAAUUCAAAUGGAUGAUGAAAUAUUCUCUAGAAAAAAUGAAUCAACUAUUGUGAUUGAUGCAUUGAAGGCUAAUAAUUUGACAAUAUAUUUGAUAAUUGAAACAUAUUUGGGUGAAUUAAACAUAAAGUAUGCUAAAUACCUUAAAGAUAAGAUAAAAUCAUAUGGAGGUCAACGCUAACUGUGA